UUGCUUCAUUUAAAACUGGAAAAAAAAUGUGGUAGUUUUGUUCGCGAGUGGGGGGAUUCCACCCCUCCACUUUUCAAACCGUAUUCCUAUUACUCAAGCGUGUGACAAUGGAUCGGCUUCGCAAAGCGGCUGGACAGCGAAACAGUGAAAUCCCCCUAACUUAUUGAUUGCUAACUGUCAUCUAUCAAGUCCUCAGAAAGAAUGAAUGCAAAUUAUGACAUGCCAUUUAUCUGAAUAAUUAUACUUCACAAACACUGAAGCCAGCGCCGUGCUGUAGCCUGCCAGACGCGCGCCGGACUUUCACCACUGCGGACCGUGGCUCGGCUCGCAUUUUCUGAUCGCCAACGUUGGACUGGACCGGCUGGUCAGUUAGGCCUGCUGGACUUAUGGUUUUACAAGGCUAGCCUAGAGACUGUGCCAGAGAUGGUAAACCCCUUGAGCUCCUGCCACUAGACCACCAAGCCUCCCCUCACUAGUUGACCCUGUGCUGCAAAUGUUACAAGACCUGUUCAGGUUUUUCUAGUUGACAAUGAUGAAGUCAAGCAGACGCAAGCAGACAAACCCCAACAAACUAGCAGCUGGGGCGAGGGAUCCCCUACUCAUGCCCAUGCUGCCCGACGCUGAUGCUGCUGCUGAUGAUCAGAAGGACGACAUGGAGAAAGAUAAUGUCUUAAGUGAUGAUGACUCAAUGUCAUCUGAACCUUUAACUAAUGGUCAGAAUUCAGACUAUGAUCUUCCUUUGGAUAUGCAUGUUUCAUUGAACAGCUGUCCUCCUCAGACGUUCCUAAUCCCUAAAGAGAACCACAGCAUGCAGCUGGAUAUGGAUGGACCACAAAUGAAGAGGCCAAAAAUGGAAGGUCCACCAGAAGAUUUCCCUACAGCUUAUCACAGACUGGGGAGGGAGCUGCUCGAGGGUUCUGAUGUCCCCUUGACCAAUGGUCACUUGAAAAGUGAAGCCUCACCUUCAGCGCCAGCAGCCAGCCCGCCUCCUUCCCCCAGGAACAUGCUGCAGCCGUUAAAACUUGAGCACAUGGAGUCCAGUUAUGACAACUCCCCAUUUUCUGAACCAUCUCAGCAUCCAACCUCUUCUACGCCAAAACUCAGUAGAGAAGCUCUUGGAGAGCCAAUGAAUGGAAAGUCGGACAGGAUUUUCCAUAUGGAUGCCUACUGUGAGCUAUGUGAUCGGGAGUUCUGCAAUAAAUACUUUUUGAAAACACACAAGGCAAACAAGCAUGGUAUCUACGAGGACAACUCCCCCCCAUCCAGCGGUGUUCCUAUACCUUUCCCGGGUCUUAUGAUGCCUCAAGACCCAUUAGCCUCAUUUAGUUUUAAGAUGGAUUCCCUGAAGACCCCAUGCAGUGAGCCACUACUUCCUUGGUCUUUUAAGCUGGACUCCUCAAGUAUCCAGCCCAAACGACCUGACAGUUCGCCUAGCAUGAAGCCUAUAGAUACAUCACUUCCCAUGUUUCCUAUGCCGCUGCCAAAUCUGGAAAGCCCCAAGCCCGCACCACCAAAAAACAAUGACGGCUGUGAGAGCAACUCCUUGGCACUGAGUUCUUCUUCUACCACUUCCAGUGCUACAUCUAUCCUGACCAGUAUGACCAACAGCAUUAAGAAUGGACCCAGCCCGGGAAAUCCACCCCCCACGAGUGACCCCAGCAUGGAGGACUACUGUCACAUUUGCCAAAAACACUUUUGCAAUAAGUAUUACCUCAAGAAGCACAAGCAAGAUGUGCAUGGCAUAGUUCCUGACACCCCACCCAGCACCACCAACAAGAGGUCAAGGUCGAGUCUCCUGGACAUGCCAAUGACUUCCACCAAUCACAUGAUGCUUCCACAACCCUUGGCCAGCCUUGCGGGAAUGCACAGCUUACCUGGGAUGCAUGGCCUGCCCAGCAUGCCUAACCUGUCCAACCUGCCCAACAUGCCCCCUGGUAUGAUGGUCAUCAACCCUUACAGCCUGCCUCCUAUGGCCAUCAUUCCAGCAGGCUCCUUGAUGCCUGGUCAGCAGCUUCCACCCCCUCCUCACCCCAUCAUUUCACAAGCCAUGAAUAUGAAUUCCUUACCAGAUUCUGUUCACCUUCCACCUUCACUCCCCACCUCAUCUGCGUCUUCACAUAUUAUGUCAACAGCGGGUCACUCUCCCAACAAAAUGAGUCCAUCUCUUCAGGACACCGGAGUCCACUGCAAUAUCUGCUCUAAAGAAUUCUGCAAUGAGUAUUACUUACAAAUCCACAAAGAAAGCAAGCAUAGUAUUCGUAGACCAAAUGAUGAGGGACCUAGAGAUAAAGCCCUAUCUCUAGUAAAAGAAAAUAGGAAUGAAAUGGGCCGGCCAAGUCCACCACCACUGUCAAUGAUGGGUAAAAAUGAUCAUCCAUUCUCUCAUUCAAGGAACCAUAUGGAGCGUGCUUCCAGCGUAGAGAACAGUUUCCUUAUUUGUAACAUAUGUAGUAAAGAAUUUAACAACAAAUAUCUGUACAGAAUUCACAGGAUCCACGACCAUGGUCUCAAUGAACUCAUUGACCCAACACUCAUUGAGAACGGAGAGCUUCCUAAUAAAGAAGAUGCAAUGAGAAGCAUGAAUGAAUCUUUAAUGAGAAUGGCUGCCGAUGCCUCAGCAGUCUGCUAUGCUUCCAGCUUUGGCCCUUCACCUACCAUCAAGGCACAGGAAAGUGCAGUGUGUGACAUUUGCAAUAAAGAAAUAACCAAUCAGUACUUCCUUCGUCUCCACAAAUUUAACGUGCACGGCAUAGACCCAAGCACUAAUGAAAAGUAUGAUAGAAAACCAUUGAAUUCUCCAAUUCCACCAAUCUCUAAACCAAAGACCCCCACAUCCUCUGGCAGCUUAACCUCAUCCAACCAACAACCGUUGAAUCUGACCCCACACCCUGCACAAAAACACAUGCUUCCAUAUCUCCCGCACAAAAUAGAUUUCAAGGACAUGCCACCAUUUGUCGACUUUGGGAGAGAAUUCAAAAACUUUAGAGACAUGCCUUCUUUUCUUACAGACACUAUAAACAAUGAACUGUUUGCUAGAUCACACAAUCAAGCCCGGCAUAUGGAUUUGAAUUUCUUUGGGCUGCCACCUCUUGGAAAGAUGCCAGGAGAAGAUGGCAUCAAGCUGAACUUUGACCCAGAGGCUUACUGUGACAUCUGUAAAAAAGAAUUCUGCAGCAAAUAUUUUCUCAGGACCCACAAGCAAAAUAUUCAUGGCAUCAAGAGUGACACAACCUCCUCAGUCAGCUCCAAGAGCUCAGACAGUGAGAAGAUCACUGCUGUGUCACCACUGAAACCAGCAAGCAUUCUAACAAGCAGCAGCAACAACAAGAGCAAGGAAAACCUGGACAAAGUUGCCAGCUCUUGGCGGUGGAAGGAACCUGUCAACUCAUCCAGAGUUAUCUGUGACAUUUGCAACAAAGAGGUUUGUAACAAGUACUUUUUACGCACACACAAGCAGAAAAAACAUGGCAUCAUCCCCACAUCACAGUCCCCCAAUGUCAGCAUGAGUGGUUCUCCGAAUGCGUCAGACUGUGACACCGCUUCCAAUGCUUCAAGUCAACCAGACGAGAAGCCAUUCCGGCUUGAUCCUUUCAGCCUGCCCCAGAUGAUUCCUCUUCCUCCAACCGAUCGGCUGGUGGAAAAGUUUAAUCUAAAGCCGGUCAACUUCAGCAAGAAUAAAGAUGAAAUAUCACUCAACAACAAUGUUGAGCAAAGCGAGACUUGUAAUAUAUGCAGUCGCAGAUUCAAAAACAUGAAGUGGUUAAAAGAUCAUAUUAUUAAAGAUCAUUCAGACAAUGAAGCCUUAGAUAUGAGAUCUAAAAAUUCACCUCCUGUUUACACAUGUCAAGUGUGUGGGAUAGAUUUCCCAGCCGAGCUGUCUGUACAGCUUCAUUUGAUCCAAGAGCAUAAUGCUAGAGUCACGCUAGACACAGAUGAGCCCCAGAUUCCAACUGAGGAACCCAGCCUGCCCAACGGGGAAGGCAACAACAACAAGGUAGCUGAGCUCAGCGCCAGGUGGGGACUGCGGAAGAAAAUGUCCAGCUACCGUCGACUGAAGAAGUUUGUAUGUCUACGGUGCGGGUACGAUACCCACUGGCUAUCAUCCUUGCUGGAUCAUGAAAGACAGGAGCAUGGGGUGAUUUCAGAACUGAGCCCUUCAUUUUCAUGUAAACAUUGUCACCAUGCUCUUCCGUCACCGAACUCACUCUCAGCACAUAUGGUUGCGGUACAUGGCUUUAGCAUUGACGAGGCGGUCACAGAAGUCAAAAACACAGAACCAGAAUCUCCAAACACAUUCAGGUGUUCUCACUGCUCCGCAGUUUUCCCUACCCGCUCCUGGGGAAUGGCGCAUGUGAGGCAUGUUCAUAUUCGCAGUCGCAGGGACCUCCCGAUUAAAAAUUGUUUUGAGAAAAGUUUACUGCGCUGCCCAUCCUGUUCCUUCAAAACACAUUUUGCUUUCCGCCUGCAGCGCCACGUCAAGUGCCGCCACAGACGGAGCCUGCGCUCUGGUCAUAGACCGAGUCAGUCUAUCAGAUCAUCAGCACCCAUGUUCACAUCCAGUAUAGGAUUAACACCGGAAGUCAACAACUCUGGAUGCUUAUCUCGGGACGAUGGACUGGUCAGCACUAGCGCCAUUUACAAAAGUAUCGCCGCGUCUCUCUUGUCAGCACCCCAGGCUGGCAGGACUGAGAGUCCCAUUGGGCAGAUGGACAGGGAGGAUCUUCUACUCCAGAGCUACAACCUUCCUCUCAACACCAACCCCAUGGAUUCAAGCCCUUUCAAAAUGACUGGCCAGGCAUCUGCAGCUUCUGCCGUGGUUGGUCUGUAAUUUUCACCUGAUUUUUGUUCCUAACUUUCAUUCCAUGCACCCUAUUACUUGGUUCCACUGUUCUUACCUUAUUUUCAAAGUAUCAACAGCUACAUCUGGCACUUUUUAAAUUAAGAGAACAGCAAUAUGCUAUGACAAUACUUUAAAAAAAGAAUGUAAAGUAAAUUAUUGAAUGCUGCAAAUGUAUUCACAAAUUGUGACAAGACAGUUAUCUGUCUAGACAACAAAAGUGUAUGGUGCAAACAAUGUCUAGAGCUGAAGUCAGAAAAAUAGACUGAAAAAAAAAUCAGCUUUUAGUCAAGUGAGUGCCCAACUUCCACAUAGCUGGCAAUGUAAGCUAAGAUCAGCCAUUGUUAGAUUACCCAUAUUGGUGUAUAAUAUCCCCUCAUUCCCCCUUCUUCCUUCUCAGCAACUGUACCCCAGGUAUAAAAAAAAAGCAAUCACUCAUUGUUAUGAAGUAUACAAUUCCUGUGUUACAGCAAAAUUUUUAUUUAUAAUACCAGUCAUGUACUCUUUAAAAACAACUGUAGGUGUGUGCCUACCUACUACAAUUAUUUAGUUAUACAUAUGAAUGUUGUUAUAAAAUUACUAUAACUACCAUUGAAAGAUUCCCUUACCUUGACAUAUUUUUGCUUGUCAUUUUUUUUUUGUUCCAAGAU
Molecule: messenger RNA, 5487 nt
Organism: Physella acuta
Lineage: Eukaryota; Metazoa; Mollusca; Gastropoda; Physidae
Source: RefSeq, a predicted model, not a curated record